AGACAGCUGGAGGAGAUAAACAGAGGAGGAGGAGGGAGGGGAGUGCGUGUGUGAGAGCGCGCGAGGGAGUGUGAGUGUGUGUGAGCGCGGGUGUGAGGCGGUGCGCAGGGGCGGGCGGAGGCGCUGUCCGGCCCCGGCCAGGCGCCGGGCGGGGAGCAUGGGAAGAGGCUAGAGUUGCCCGGGUCCUCCAGCCCCCUUCCCGGGAUCCGCGCCCCCACUCCCGGGAGAGGGGCCGGGCUCCCGGGACCGACAUGGGCUCCUGAAGUUGCGCCGCUGGUCCGAGGAAGAGACCUGACAGGGAGACUUUCUCAGAAUGAGAGCCAGGCCAUUCUGUUCAGGAACUUCUGCAGUUGAGACCUGAGUGUGCUGUUGCUGAUCUGAUGGCUACCUGCUUCCCUCUUGAGACAUCUGCCUGGAUGCGGCACAGCUGCAACUCAGAAAAGAAGCGUUUUCGAAUUGAUCAGCUUCAUUUUCCUUGACCUUUCUUUUUGGAGUAGAAUAGGGAAACUUCAGUGGCUUCCUUAUAAGAGGUAGUUAAAUGUGUAUCUUGUGGACCUGCACUUGGCUGGAAUGCACAAGUGUCCUGAAAAUCCUUCUAUAACUUUCUUCUGUUGAACCCAUUAAGAAAAGAUGGCAAAAGUGAACAUAACUAGAGACCUCAUCCGCAGACAGAUCAAGGAGCGAGGUGCCCUGAGCUUUGAGCGGAGAUAUCAUGUCACUGACCCCUUUAUCCGGAGACUGGGCCUAGAAGCAGAGCUGCAGGGUCACUCAGGAUGUGUCAAUUGUCUGGAGUGGAAUGAAAAAGGAGAUUUGCUGGCCUCUGGUUCCGAUGACCAGCACACAAUUGUGUGGGACCCACUGCACCACAAGAAGCUGCUCUCCAUGCACACAGGACACACUGCAAAUAUCUUCUCUGUCAAGUUCCUGCCUCACGCUGGAGACCGCAUCUUGAUCACGGGGGCAGCUGACUCCAAGGUGCAUGUUCAUGACCUAACAGUAAAAGAGACUAUCCACAUGUUUGGAGACCACACAAACCGGGUGAAGCGCAUUGCCACGGCGCCAAUGUGGCCCAACACAUUCUGGAGCGCUGCUGAGGAUGGUCUUAUCCGCCAGUAUGACCUCCGGGAGAACAGCAAACACUCAGAGGUGCUGAUUGAUUUGACAGAGUACUGCGGCCAGCUGGUGGAAGCCAAGUGCCUCACAGUCAAUCCCCAGGACAACAACUGCCUGGCAGUAGGGGCCAGUGGGCCCUUCGUGAGGCUCUACGACAUUCGCAUGAUCCAUAACCACAGAAAAAGCAUGAAGCAGAGCCCUUCAGCAGGUGUGCACACCUUCUGUGACAGGCAGAAACCCCUUCCAGAUGGUGCAGCCCAGUAUUAUGUAGCAGGGCAUCUGCCAGUGAAGCUGCCUGACUAUAACAACCGUCUGAGAGUGCUGGUUGCAACCUAUGUGACCUUCAGCCCUAACGGCACGGAGCUGCUAGUCAACAUGGGAGGGGAGCAGGUCUAUUUGUUUGACCUGACCUACAAGCAAAGGCCAUACACCUUCCUCUUGCCUAGAAAAUGCCAUUCCUCCGGGGAAGUCCAGAAUGGCAAAAUGUCCACCAACGGUGUGUCCAAUGGUGUGUCUAAUGGCCUCCAUCUUCACAGCAAUGGCUUCCGGCUGCCAGAGAAUACAGGACAUGUCAGCCCCCAAGUAGAGUUGCCUCCAUAUCUGGAACGUGUGAAGCAGCAAGCCAACGAGGCUUUUGCCUGCCAGCAGUGGACCCAGGCCAUUCAGCUUUAUAGUAAAGCUGUGCAGAGGGCCCCUCACAAUGCCAUGCUCUAUGGAAACCGAGCUGCUGCCUACAUGAAGCGCAAGUGGGAUGGUGACCACUAUGAUGCCCUGAGGGACUGCCUCAAGGCCAUCUCCCUAAACCCAUGCCACCUGAAGGCACACUUUCGCCUGGCUCGCUGCCUCUUUGAGCUCAAGUAUGUGGCUGAGGCCCUGGAGUGCCUAGAUGACUUCAAAGGGAAGUUCCCAGAGCAGGCCCACAGCAGUGCUUGUGAUGCCUUGGGCCGUGACAUCACAGCUGCCCUCUUCUCCAAAAAUGAUGGUGAGGAGAAGAAGGGAGCUGGGGGUGGUGGCGGCCCUGUCCGACUCCGAAGCACAAGCCGCAAGGAUUCCAUCUCAGAAGAUGAGAUGGUGCUGCGAGAGCGAAGCUACGACUACCAGUUCCGCUACUGUGGCCACUGCAACACCACCACGGAUAUCAAGGAGGCCAACUUCUUUGGCAGCAAUGCUCAGUACAUCGUCAGUGGCUCUGAUGAUGGCUCCUUCUUCAUCUGGGAAAAAGAAACCACCAACCUUGUCCGCGUGCUCCAGGGGGAUGAGUCCAUUGUCAACUGCCUGCAGCCACAUCCCAGCUACUGCUUCCUGGCCACCAGUGGCAUUGACCCCGUUGUGCGACUCUGGAACCCCCGACCAGAGAGUGAAGACCUCACAGGCCGAGUUGUGGAGGACAUGGAGGGCGCCUCUCAGGCCAACCAAAGGCGCAUGAAUGCAGACCCCUUGGAGGUGAUGCUGCUCAACAUGGGCUACCGGAUCACAGGCCUGAGCAGUGGGGGCGCUGGGGCCUCCGAUGAUGAGGACAGCUCCGAGGGCCAGGUGCAGUGCCGGCCCAGCUAGACACUCUUUAGUCCCAGUCCCCAUUCCAGUUUCUGGCUGGCCCUCCUCCCUGGGCAGGAGGUGGGGGGGUUCUGUUUCAGAUUGUCUCCCCCCCCCAUGUUUUCAUUUCUUCUUUGUUAGUUUGGCAUUGGGGGUGGGGGUUGCUGCACCUUGAUGGCUUUCAGACUCUUGGGCUGGUUGUCCCUUGACUGUCACUGGCCCUGCACAGAAGAGCAGGAGGGGAAGCCCCUCCAACUGCCCCACCUCCUGCAUCCACAUCCUUGGAGGGCUCUGGGCUCUCUCAGAACCCUUUCUGCCUCCAUCAGGGAGGAAAGGGCUGAUGCUGUCUUCAAGAACUGCUGUGCCCUUCAUUUGGCAGCAAGAAGGGGAAUGGAACUCUCCUGGGAAAGGCUGGCCAUGACCUGUUGCAGCUCUUGCUCUCUCACCUGCAAGGCUAGUGACCCCUCCCACGCUCUUCAGGGAACGUUAGGGUGGAAGCAAAGAGAAGGAAGGACUGGAGGCCAGGAGUGAGCAAGACCAAGCUACCUGCUCCAGUGGCAGGGAAGCCUCUUUGCCCUCUCCUAGGCACCACCUCCCGCCCUGAGGCUGCUCUCCCUGGCCAUCUCUAGAGGCUCUGCCUUUCCUGAGGGACCUGGCAAGGGUGGGACACCAUACCACACCCUACCUACCCAUGCAGCCACUUCUGUACCACAGCCACUCUGGCCACUUGGGCGCUCCUCGGCCUCACUGUGACCUUUUUGCCAGAGCUCCCAGCCAGGCCAGUGCUGCUGAGGUGGCGCUUCCUGCUAAGGGCCCUUCUCUGCCCUCUCUGCCCUCCUUCCCACCCUAUGUGCUGAGCCGCCACAAAGACCAAAGAAGUGAUGGCUUUUUUCUGUCCCCUGCUGCUCUGGGGGGAGGGGGUGGGAAAGUCCCUAGCUCAGCCCUCCCUCCUUAGCAGCCCCAAGCUUUGAGCUUUACACUGGAUGCAGCGGUCACCCGCCACCAAGCCUCCCUCUCCGUCUGCCCCCUUGGCUCCUGCUCAGGAGCUGCUCUGCGUAGUUGAUUCAUCCUCCCUUCCCUCUCCCUCCCCCUUCCCCUCUGUGCUUCCUUGGCUCCAGCCCUCCAGCUGCAGCCUCUGGGGAGAAGCAGCCUCCUUUCUCUCCCUCUUCUUCUCCCUCCCUCCACCCCUGUCUCUGCCAGGUGCCUCCUCUCAGUCAGGCUUCAGAGCAGCCCUGGAGACAGGAGGGCCACGUUAAAAGCUUUUUCACAGUUUUAAGAAGACAAGGGGGGUGAGGCUAGUGGUGGGGGGUCUGGCACCAUCUCAUUGCUUUAAUCCCAGCGACACAGGUGGCAGCUUCUCCCCCUUCCUGCCCACCCCAGCCCCACUUCCCACCCCUCUCUUCUUCUAGCUUGGUAAUGAAGUAUAUUUAUUGGUGAAGGAAACAGCUGCUGCUGCUUCUCCUGCUGCUGGGACUUGCUCCCCUGUCUCUCCUCCAUGACCUUUCUCUAACCAGAGAGCGGGGAGCGGGAGUAUUGAGACUAGGCCCUGGGACACAAGAACCAGCUAGGGCCCCUUUGCUUUCCUGUGUUCAAGCCACCCGCCAUUUCCUCCCUCCCUGUCUCCGGCUCCCACCCCCUGCCUGCCCAGUCUGGGCCCUGCAGUGUGGAGAGACACAUAAGCCUUACUGUCCUCUGGGGGCAGGAGCCGAGCCUUUUUGUUGCUCUGCUCCCAGGAGAGUGAGGGUGACGCAAUUGAUUAAAACCAUUUUGUUCUA
Molecule: messenger RNA, 4421 nt
Organism: Cavia porcellus (domestic guinea pig)
Lineage: Eukaryota; Metazoa; Chordata; Mammalia; Rodentia; Caviidae
Gene: Wdtc1
Product: WD and tetratricopeptide repeats 1
Exons: 17
Coding region: 631-2667 (678 amino acids)
Biological process (GO): negative regulation of fatty acid biosynthetic process
Cellular component (GO): Cul4-RING E3 ubiquitin ligase complex; cytoplasm
Molecular function (GO): protein binding
Source: RefSeq, a predicted model, not a curated record